CUUUACCUGCUCUACAUUCUCUUUUUUUGUCUUGAGAGAAAGAGAGAGAGAGAUGGAAUAUUUUCUUCAGUUAUAUAAUCUUGUCCUAUCAACUUCGGUUGUUUUUGUGUUGUUUGUUUUGUGGAGAGUGUCGUUCAGGUGUUGGAUUUCGCCUGCGAGAGCUUAUCAGAAGCUCAAGAGAAAUGGGUUCAAAGGGCCUUCUCCGGUUUUCCCUCUUGGGAAUAUCAUGGACAUGAAAAAGGCCAUAGAAGAGGGCUCUCGUUCUGUGAAUUCUAAUGAUGAAUCUUUGAACACCAUCACUCAUGACAUACACUCCACGGUCUUCCCCUACUAUUCUCGCUGGCAAAAAUCACAUGGGAAGGUGUUCGUGUAUUGGCUAGGCACAGAGCCAUUCUUGUAUAUUGCAGACCCUGAGUUUCUGAAGCAAAUGUCGAGUGGUGUAAUGGGGAAGAGUUGGGGAAAGCCCAGGGUGUUCAAGAACGACCGAGAACCCAUGUUCGGGAACGGACUGGUCAUGACCGAGGCUGACGAAUGGGUCCAUCACAGGCAUGUCAUCACCCCAGCUUUCUCUCCUGCCAACCUCAAGGGAAUGGCAAGCUUAAUGGUGGAAUCAGCCAACAAGAUGCUGGAGAGGUGGACAGCUCUCAUAAACUCCGGAAAGCCCGAAAUUGAUGUUGAGAGAGAGAUCAUAUCAACAGCUGGGGAGAUCAUAGCCAAGACCAGUUUUGGCAUUAGCCACGAAGAUGGCAAGAAAGUUCUCGAGAAACUGCGAACCAUGCAGGUCACUCUCUUCAAGACAAACCGUUUCGUGGGCGUGCCUUUCAACCAAUUCAUUGUCCCCAAACAAUCCCUAGAGGCAAAAAAACUGGGAAAAGAAAUCGACAACCUGCUACUGUCAAUCAUCAAUGAUCGCAAGACAGGCGUAGUGGCAAAUAACCAGAAGGACUUGCUUGGCUUGUUGCUCGAAGGGAACUCCGGAAAUGGAAAAGUAGGGAAGAGUUUGACGACCAGAGAGUUGGUGGACGAGUGCAAGACGUUCUUUUUCGCGGGUCAUGAGACGACAGCGUUGGCUCUGUCGUGGACGUUGCUGCUUUUGGCCAUGCAUCCCGAGUGGCAAGAUCAGCUCAGAGAUGAGAUCAAACAAGUGGUUGGUGAUAAAAAAGAGAUUGAUGCAACCAUGCUUGCCGGACUAAAGAAGAUGGGAUGGGUGAUGAAUGAAGCCCUGCGGCUGUAUAGCCCGGCACCGAAUGCGCAUAGACAAGUGCUAGAGGAUAUUAAGGUAUACGAUAUGGUGAUCCCUAAGAGAACAAACAUGUGGAUUGAUGUGGUGUCAAUGAACCAUGACCUCAGUCUGUGGGGGGACGACGUGAACCAAUUCAAGCCGGAGCGGUUCAAGGAGGACUCGCUCUAUGGCGGGUGCAAGCACAAGAUGGGGUUUCUGCCAUUUGGGUUCGGAGGGAGAAUGUGCAUCGGUCGGAAUUUGACCAUGAUGGAGUACAGGAUUGUCUUAACCCUAAUUCUCUCCAAGUUCUCCUUUGCUGUUUCACCAAACUACCGCCAUUCUCCUUCCAAUUUGCUCUCUCUUAGACCUUCCCAAGGCUUGCCACUCAUAGUCAAACCUCUUUAGGAUAGUCGGCAAUAAUACUUCUUUACGUUAAA
Eucalyptus grandis is the source of this 1659-nucleotide messenger RNA. RefSeq names its product cytokinin hydroxylase. The transcript is spliced from 4 exons. The coding region runs from base 53 to 1627 and encodes 524 amino acids. Lineage: Eukaryota; Viridiplantae; Streptophyta; Magnoliopsida; Myrtales; Myrtaceae. The record is from RefSeq and is a predicted model, not a curated record. Gene Ontology annotation, molecular function: heme binding; oxidoreductase activity, acting on paired donors, with incorporation or reduction of molecular oxygen; iron ion binding.